GAUGGAUGGAUGGAUCAAUGGAUGGAUGGCUGGGUGGACCAAUGGAUGGAUGACUGGUUUGAUGGAUCAAUGGAUGGAUGGCUGACUGGAUGGAUCAAUGGAUGGAUGCAUGGAUCAAAGGAUGGAAGGAUCAAUGGAUGCAUCAAGGAUGGAUCUAUGGAUGAAUGGAUAGAUCAAAUGAUGGAUGAUUGGGUGGGUGGAUCAAUGGAUGGAUGGCUGGGUGGAUGGUUGUGUGGAUGGAUGGUUAAGUGGAUGGAUCAAUGGACGGAUGGCUGGGUGGAUGGAUCAAUGGAUGGAUUGCUGGGUGGAUGACUGGGUGGAUGGAUCAAUGGAUGGAUUGUUGGGUGGAUGGAUCAAUGGAUUGAUUGCUGGGUGGAUGGAUCAAUGGAUGGAUUGCUGGGUGGAUGGAUCAAUGGAUGGAUGGCUGGGUGGAUGGAUCAAUGGACGGAUGGCUGGGUGGAUGGAUAAGUGGAUGGAUGGAUGGAUCAAUGGAUGGAUGGCUGUGGAUGGCUGUGUGGAUGGAUGGCUAAGUGGAUUGAUCAAAGAAUGGAUGGCUGGGUGGAUGGAUCAAUGGAUGGAUUGCUGGGUGGAUGGCUGGGAUCAAUGGAUGGAUUGCUGGGUGGAUGGCUGGGUGGAUGGAUCAAUGGAUGGAUGGCUGGGUGGAUGGAUCAAUGAACGGAUGGCUGGGUGGUUGGAUCAGUGGAUGGGUGGAUGGAUCAAUGGAUGGAUGGCUGGGUGGGUAGAUCAAUGGACGGAUGGCUGGGUGGAUGGAUCAGUGGAUGGAUGGCUAGGUGGACCAAUGGAUGGAUGACUGGAUGGAUGACUGGUUGGAUGGAUCAAUGGAUGGAUGCAUGGAUCAAAGGAUGGAAGGAUCAAUGGAUGGAUCGAUGGAUGAAUGGAUAGAUCAAAUGAUGGAUGAUUGGGUUGGUAGAUCAAUGGAUGGAUGGCUGGGUGGAUGGCUGUGUGGAUGGAUGGUUAAGUGGAUGGAUCAAUGGACGGAUGGCUGGGUGGAUGGAUUAAUGGAUGGAUUGCUGGGUGGAUGGCUGGGUGGAUGGAUCAAUGGAUGGAUGGCUGGAUGGAUCAGUGGAUGGAUGGAUGGAUCAAUGGAUGGAUGGCUGGGUGGAUGGCUGUGUGGAUGGAUGGCUAAGUGGAUUGAUCAAUGGACGGAUGGCUGGGUGGAUGGAUCAGUGGAUGGAUGGAUCAAUGGAUGGAUGGCUAGGUGGACCAAUGGAUGGAUGACUGGUUGGAUGGAUGGAUGGAUCAAUGGAUGGAUGCAUGGAUCAAAGGAUGGAAGGAUCAAUGGAUGGAUCAAGGAUGGAUCGGUGGAUAGAUCAAAUGAUGGAUGAUUGGGUGGGUGGAUCAAUGGAUGGAUGGCUGGGUGGAUGCCUGUGUAGACAGAUGGCUGGGUGGAUGGCUGUGAGGAUGGAUGGUUUAGUGGAUGGAUCAAUGGACAGAUGGCUGGGUAGAUCAAUGGACGGAUGGCUGGGUGGAUGGAUCAGUGGAUGGAUGGAUUGCUGGGUGGAUGGAUGGGUGAAUGAACUUAUGGAUGGCUGGGUGGAUGGAUGGAUCAAAAGAUGGAUGGAUAGGUGGAUGGAUGGAUGGAUGAAUAAAUGAAUGGAUUAGUAGGCGAUUCCAUAAGGUUCACAAUGUGAGCUUACAAAAUGCUAAUUUAAUGUAGACUAACAUACUUUUAUUGCCUUUAUCUGGAGCCUUUGAAGUGGCUUGACUUUGUGCAUCAGAUUCAAGAUAAGGCUUCACAUCAUCAUAAUCAGAGUGGAUAUCUCUGUCAUCUUCAUCCAUAUUAGUAUCUCUGUAGAUACUGUCCAUUUGAGUCAAUGUACCAUCAUCUUUAAUAUGCAAGUCCCCACUGUCAUUAUCAUCUCCUUCAUUCAUAAGGAUGUUUUGCAUCAGGUUUUCU
This is a messenger RNA of Owenia fusiformis, 1918 nucleotides long. NCBI's taxonomy places the organism in Eukaryota, Metazoa, Annelida, Polychaeta, Sabellida, Oweniidae. The record is from the annotation of a GenBank genome assembly.